UCACCCGACUUGUUUCGUCAACAUCGGACUUUUAGUUCCUCCGCUAUGUAUCUCUCAAAGAUACCUGAAGAGUGAAGAUAGAUACAAAUCUUUCACUAUAAUACAAUAUAUAUUUUCUCAUACUGAUUCUGUUUGCAAAGCUAUAUAUCCUUGGUGAGCAGCAGAACCUGAUUUGCUUGGGGAGAAAUGGCUUCUUCUUCUUCUGCUCAGUCUAGAAUCUCGAAUCUCCAGAAUCAUCUUUCACCUCUUGACGCAAACACCAAGCUCAGGAGUCUGGUUAAGAUAUCUCCACAAGUAUCUGAAGCAUUAUCCAAUGGGCGCGCUGUGGUCGCUCUUGAGUCAACCAUUAUCUCCCAUGGGAUGCCUUACCCUCAAAAUCUGCAAACAGCAAAAGAGGUAGAGUCAAUUGUGAGAGAAAAUGGAGCAAUCCCUGCAACUAUAGCUAUCCUGAAUGGAGUACCUUGCAUAGGUUUGAACGAAGAAGAAUUAGAACGUCUUGCAUCUCUGGGAAAAAGUGUCCAAAAGACAGCAGGCAGAGACAUACCACAUGUUGUGGCUACAAGAGGAAACGGUGCAACUACAGUCUCUGCAACGUUGUUUUUCGCUUCUAUGGUUGGCAUCCAAGUUUUUGUGACGGGCGGGAUAGGAGGUGUGCAUAGGCAUGCUAACCAUACUAUGGACAUAUCAUCUGAUCUUACUGCACUUGGAAGAACCCCUAUAGCAGUGAUAUCAGCAGGCGUUAAAUCAAUACUUGAUAUUCCAAAGACUCUUGAAUAUCUGGAAACUCAAGAGGUGUUUGUUGCUGCAUACAAGAGCGAUGAGUUUCCAGCAUUUUUCACAGAAAAAAGCGGCUGUAAGGCACCUUCCCGUGUAGAUAGUCCUGAAGACUGUGCUCGAGUAAUAGAUGCAAACAUGAAGCUGAAUCGUCAGGCAGGGAUUCUAUUUGCUGUUCCAAUUCCGAAACAGCAUUCAGCCGCCGGAAAUCUUAUCGAAUCAGCAACACAGCGUGCUCUUACUGAAGCAAGGGAACAAAACGUUACUGGAAAUGCAGAAACUCCGUUCUUACUUGCACGGGUUAAUGAAUUAACUGGAGGCACUUCACUUGCCGCAAACAUUGCGCUUGUGAAAAACAAUGCCCUUAUUGGUUCACAGAUUGCAGUAGCCCUUUCUCAGCUGAUGUGAGCUUCCUUAUCAAUCUCAAGCUGAAGCUCAAGCUCAGAUUCAGGACUUCUCGAAGAUGUUUUGCAUUGGUAGUUCUUAAGUGUUUUUAUGUUGGUUAUCAAUGAUUUUUUCUUUAGCUCAAGAAACUCUUAAACCUAUUUUCACAUGUUAUAUAUAUAUAAAUAUCUCUUGUGGAGCC
Messenger RNA from Camelina sativa (false flax), 1360 nucleotides. Its product is annotated as pseudouridine-5'-phosphate glycosidase. Gene Ontology annotation, molecular function: hydrolase activity, acting on glycosyl bonds; pseudouridylate synthase activity. The record is from RefSeq and is a predicted model, not a curated record. Gene Ontology annotation, cellular component: cytoplasm. Lineage: Eukaryota; Viridiplantae; Streptophyta; Magnoliopsida; Brassicales; Brassicaceae.